Molecule: messenger RNA, 1128 nt
Organism: Talaromyces rugulosus
Lineage: Eukaryota; Fungi; Ascomycota; Eurotiomycetes; Eurotiales; Trichocomaceae
Exons: 3
Coding region: 1-1128 (375 amino acids)
Molecular function (GO): nucleic acid binding
Source: RefSeq, a predicted model, not a curated record
AUGGCCAUCCACCCUGCUGUUCCACACGACCGCGCCCCGUCGAGCAAUCUGACUGGCCUCGACAUUUCAGCCUGGACCGAGCAGGCUGCUGCCUCGAUACAGUCGCUGGAUCUCUCCGAUUCCACUGUCCAGGUCCAAGCACUGCAUGCCGCGUCCAGCGCCGUCAGGGGCACGUCUACCGCGCUCUCGAUUCCCCUGGAUGACCCCGUCGCCAUCAAGCCCGAGGCAACGCCGCGUGUGAAAAUCGUAGACCCAUCAUCACGGGGACUCGAUACGGCCAGCUACCGGCGUCGCGAGCCGGUUCGGCGAGAUAGCCUGAAGAGGCGCGAGAGUCUGUUGAAGGGGAAAGAGGGCAGCCGGCGUCGACAGCGUUGGGAGAAUGACCGCCUUCUGACAAACCCCUGGGCUCAACCGCCAGCGCCGAGUGACUGGACCGUUCAGCCGACACAUCCGCGACACGAUCCUCUGCCAUACUAUCUGGCUCCGCUCUGGGACACGCAUUUCGCGCACAAGGAAGAGGCCAAGUCGUCCGCCCAGGCGAGACGCGGCAAAGACGGAGAGGACGAGAAGAACCGAGUGUCGCGAGAAGUCCGUCAGGGCCUCAAGCACGCACGCGCCGCACGCGGCAUGCUGCACGAUCUCGAAGAGGAAAUCCGGCAGUUUCUCGAAAGGUGGAACGAGCGACAACUACUGAUUCGCGAGGGCCGACUAGACAGCAGUUCUGCCAUUGAUUCGGACUUUGACAAUGACGAUUCGGAUGAGGAAAUUGUGUUUGUGGGCCGCAACGGGCAAAUGUAUGACUCCCCGCCUGGACGCAAAACACAAGCCGCCUCCAGCUUGGACGCAGACGAAGCACGGGGAGAAAAGAUGGUCUUUGAAAGCCUAGCCCAUGACCGAGGCGCUGUUUUUGGACGCUGGCUGGUUCAUUCCAUUGCUACCUACUAUGGGCUGUACACCUGGUCGGUCACAGUGGGCAACCCUGGGCGCCGACAAGCCUAUGUCGGACUGCACAUGCACGACCAGCGAGCAGAAAUCUCGUUCCCAUCAGGGCAGACUGUGGCUUGCGGGGCGUCGCUGAGGAUCACACCAGGAGAGCCGCUGCCAAAGCCGCUGUGGGCGCAGGUAUAG